GUCAACAGCCUGGUGUGGGCCAUCUACUGGGCAUCCAUCCGCACCCAUCACUGGCCCACCUGCCUCUCAGUGGCACUCACCUUCGCAGUAGUCGCCUUCUUUCAGCUCAUUUACACCAGAACCAAAAGUUAUACGCUUGUUGCACAGCAGUAAAUGUGCACUUUCACUACUUUCCAAGAGCCAUCAGUUGUUGGUGUCUGUGGUGAUGUCUGUCUCCCUGAUCCUGGCGAGUCUGCUGCCCUACUCCCUCCACCAGCCUUCCUCUGCCCUUCCCCGGGUGGGCCCAGACCUCACAGCAGUGGGCAUGUUUGCCAUAUGUAUUGAAGUACUGCUGCUGAUCUACACCGUGAUUCCACUGCCUCUUUACAUGGCACUCAUAAUCACCACCCUCUACUCCAUCACCUUUGAGACCCUCAAUGGCUUCAUCAUUGAUCAAGGAGUGGCAAUAAUUCUGGUCCGCUUCAGCCUUCACAUUUCAAUCCACCUCAUCGGGGCACACAUCAUGAUCAUGACACAGGUACGGAUGAGGGGCACCUUCAUGAGCAUUGGGCAGUCCUUGCUGGUGCGACGACAGCUUGAGCUAGAACGGAGCUUGAAGGAAAAGAUGAUCCAUUCAGUGAUGCCGCCCCAGGUUGCUGACUGGCUGAUGAAGGAGACACUGGCUGAAGACAGUGAGGAUGGUGGACAGUACAGAGAGGAUGGCGCUAUCUUGAGAUCACAGCAGGCGUCUCCUCGCCGUCGCACCACCAAUGACUUAACAUCACUCUUUCGGCCCUUCAACAUGAAUGGCAUGGACAAUGUCAGCAUUCUCUUUGCAGACAUUGUAGGCUUCACUAGGAUGAGCUCUAAUAAGACUGCAGAUCAGUUAGUUGGACUCCUCAACAACCUGUUUGGUCGAUUUGACAUAAUUGGCAAGAGAAGUGGCUGUGAGAAGAUCAGCACCUUGGGUGAUUGUUACUAUGGUGUGAGUGGUUGCCCUGAGCCUAAGCCAGACCAUGCCCAGUGCUGUGUGGAAAUGGGUCUCUCCAUGAUUGAUGCCAUCCAAGACUUUGACACUGCUACCAAUGAAGACAUCAAUAUGAGAGUGGGCAUCCACACAGGCAAGGUACUGUGUGGCAUUGUGGGAACAAAGCGUUUCAAGUUUGAUGUAUGGUCAAAUGAUGUUACACUGGCCAAUGAAAUGGAGUCUACUGGACAGCCUGGUCAGGUGCAUGUCUCAGAGGCAACUUAUAAAUUCCUGCCAGAAGACACGUACAUCACCACUGAAGGCUCUGAGCACAAAGGUCUCAAAACAUACUUCAUUCAUGGUUAUAUAAGAAAAGAAGUAAGCAGUGAGCUUAUUGGUGAUACAGAAGGCCAGUACAUCACCUAUAAACCAGCAAGAGACAACAAAAAGGCUUCUAGUCUUCCCAACAUUCUUGACUGUGGAGCAGAAUCUGAUGGGAAUGGCACUCUGAAGACCCAGACAAACACUGGAGGUCCAAAGAGCCGCAGAUCUAUGGCCCCUGCAAUUGAUCUGCCUCGCCUAAGGUUGCCAAAAUUAUCUAGAAGUACAGGUAAAGCUAAGGCCAAAACCACAUCCUUGCCAAAGAUCAACAGUAAGAAUGAAAAUUCUACCAGUAAGUCUAACUACUUGACUGAGUUUUGGGGUGGAUUAGGAAGAGAAACUGAUGGAGCUAGUGAAAAUGAAAGCCAUAGUCCUUCAGCUCUGACACCUACUAUCACAACAGCCCCUGUCUCCCUUGCUCAGCCCUCUCUUCCAGGUCCUGUCUUACACCAGACUGAUGCCAGGAGCCCAAAGGACCCUCUUGAAAACUCAUGGGGGAAUGUGACAGGAAAGGAUCCCAGAAAAGAUUCUGGUAUCCGUAGUCGCAGGUCAAGUAUUCAGAACCAGUUAAUUGCAAUGAAUGGAAUGAGCCCAGGAGAUCUGCUGACACAUCGAGUUAGUGGAUACUACACUUCUAGUCAGUCUUCAGUUGCUGAUCAAAAAUAUGGAGAGACUGGAGAAGGUAGCUGCCGGUUAGAGCCCAGCAGCAUGCCACUUAAUGAGAGUCUCACUCGCUUUCAUCAGCUGCGCAAGGAGUCUGAUAUUCAGUUAAUCAAGUGUAUCCAAAAAGAUACAAAUCAUAGGCAUAUUGUGGCCUCUCCUCUUUCUCCUGCCACUCUGUUCUUUGUAGACAAGGAGCUGGAGCGUCAAUACCGUCAGCAGGCUCACAAACCACGUCAAGAUGCUCCACUCACCCUUGCCUCCACACACUUCAACACAUACUUUGAUAUCCUGGUGAGUGCCCUUGUCUACUUAGGAGUCAGCAUCUCUCUGUUUGUCCUGUUUCACUACACGUUGGGCUGGCUGGUACUGUGCCUACUGUCAACCAGUUGGUACCUGAUUUUAUUGGUAUUAUGCUGUCCACAUUUGGUUCGUGGAGAUGGCACCAGGGCAACUUCGCCAGUCAUCUCACAAAUCUAUGAGUGUUUGACACAGUGGAGACCUUGGCAUGUGUGUGGAGCCUCUCUCAUCUGCCUCCCUCUGGUAGUUGUUCUCUAUAAUUUUUCUUGCACUCUGUCUGGCCGUGAUGAGGAAAUGAGGUAUUUUUGUUAUCUCUCUUUUGUUGCUUUGAUACAUUUAUGCAACUUCACACAGCUGAACUGUUGGAUGAAAAACAUUCUAGCAACUCUAGGGACAGUGAUUCUUUUGGUGCUAGCAGUCCCUAAACAUUGUUUAGAAGUGGAAGAGGGAGGACUUACAAGCAAUGCUACUAAUGUGACCAUGCCAGAUCCUGAAAGGGAUAACAUGGCUCAGUUUUCUUACCAAGAGAUGGUAGUUGCUGCCACAUUGUUGUUAUUACUUGUAUGGUUUCUUAACAGAGAAUUUGAAAUUGGAUAUAGACUGAGUUUCCAUGGGUCAGUAAUGGCUAUUAAAGACAAGGUUCAUGUUCAGACCAUGAAAAAUCAGGCUGAUUGGCUGUUGCAUAACAUCAUCCCAAGGCAUGUAGUGGACUCUAUCAAGACCACUGCCAAGUACUCAGAAAAUCAUCGUGAUGUAGCCAUUAUGUUUGCCUCCAUUGUCAACUUUAAUGAACUAUAUGAUGAGGACUACCUAGGAGGCAAAGAGUACCUGCGUGUCCUCAAUGAGCUAGUAGCUGAUCUGGAUGAGCUCCUUUCCCGCCCAGAGUUCAAGAAUAUUGAGAAAAUCAAGACAAUAGGUAGCACCUACAUGGCUGCCUCUGGGCUGGAUGCCAAAGUGCGGCUGAACAACACAGAUGCACACCAACACAUCUUUGAGUUGGUUGAGUUUGCUCUUGCCACUCAGAAGGUCAUUGAUGAUUUCAAUCAAGACCUCAUUGAAUUCAAUCUCAUUGUACGGAUUGGUCUCAACUUUGGGGAUGUCACGGCAGGCAUCAUUGGCACUACAAAACUCUACUAUGACAUAUGGGGUGAUGCAGUGAACAUUGCUUCCAGGAUGGACUCCACAGGAGUACCUGGCCGCAUCCAGGUGAGCAACAGGUGUGCCACUGUGUUAAACCGCAGGUAUGAGUUAGAGCGACGUGGACAAGUGUUUGUCAAAGGGAAAGACAACAUGGAUGUGUACUUGCUCAAGGGCCGCAAAGAUGAUGUCUGAGGAAGUGGUGAUCGUGGUCAUGUGAACUAUGUUCAGGAAUCACAAAACAAGUCAGCACAAAGGGUGUCAUGGAGACUUCAAUAUGCAUAUAUUAUUGGGUAAUGUUUUAUUGUAAAUAGUAGAAACAAAAUAAGAAUUAAGAUUUUGCAUGUCAAUAGAUUUUUAAUAAUCUCCAUGCAUUAUUAUUUUGUAAAGUAAUAUUAUUGUUAUGAGGAAAUCAAGAAAAUUGUAAAUUUUUUUAUACCUAAACACUGUAUUCUUUUGAGUGUAGAUUUCAGAAGACAAAGAUCUGCUUUCUUGAUAUUAUUUGCUCUUUACUUGAUGGAAUAUAUAAUUACUUACUAGAGCUUUGGGUUUAGGACUAAAUACACUACUGAUCCAAAGUAGUGAUAAUGCCAUUCAGACGACUUGGUUCCUGUUGUGUCCCAAGGAUGGCUGAAUUUCAUUAUGACAUGUGGUAUCAGGAAGGACAUCCAGUUGUAAAUCUUCAAGUCCACUGUGUUCAUGUUAGUUUCAUCAAAUAUGAAACUUAUAAUUAUACAUAUAUAAGAAGGGGUUUUCAUAAGACAGAUUAAUCAUAUUCAUAGUUACUGUAUGUACAUGCUUUUGGUGUAGAAGAUAGGAGAGCACACCAAAAAGAAGGAAGAAUUACCGACAUUUGUGGUGAUGUAUUCACAUCAUACACAGAAAUGUCUCUUGCUCUCAUCUCGAUGAGAGCAAGCAUUUCAAGUUUACUAGAAACGUCUCCAUCAUUACUUCCUUCAAGAGUCAUUAUAUGAAAUAAACCCUAGUCACACCACCUGAAGAUCAAUAAUGCUUUUCACUUCAAAGCUUGUGUGUUAUUCUCAAUAGAGUAAUAAAACUUAAGUGCUCCAGCUCGUGCUCUUAAUUGAAGAGUGCCAUGAUGUGAGUCACAAGGUUGCUUUUAACAUGAGCAAGGUGUUGCAUUUCUGUAAAUAAUAAAAGUUGAAAGUCUCUUGAAAGGUUUUAAAAUUAUUGAGAACUUAACCAUGUUUUUUGACACUAAAGAUUGUCAUGCAUUUGUUUUUUGUCAUUAUUGUCCAACCACACAUUGUUUGGAGUGUUAAGUAAAUGAGCAUUUGCUUUUCCUAUGAAGCUUUACAAAUGUUGAAUAAAUACAAACUUGCUGUACAUUUAACAUUUCUUAUUGAUAUUAUAUAUCAAUGCUAUUCAUUUUCAACAUUGUAACUUGUAGUUCUUGUGUAAGUCGUCAAUGAAAGUGCUGAUAAGGAUUAUCAGUUUUAUACAUGAGUCAGUGUUGCAAUUAUUGCUUGGUAUUGUUAUUUUCCAGCAACAACGCUCUUGUUUUGGAUAGUUCUCAUGCUGGUGGCCAGUGUUGUUGGUACGUGUGUGACACAGAUUGAUUAAUGUGUGUUUUCAGGCUGUGUUCAUUUUAAGAUGAGUACUUCAAAUAACAUGUUUUAAUAAUGUGUUUUUUAAUAAAAUAUUUAUUUAAAAGUUAUCUAAAAAAAAUGCAGUUCACAUUACUUCCAGUGUUACUUGCUCAGUAUGAUUCCAGAAUUCCUACAAACUGGAGUUCAAGAUCUAAUUAGGUAAAGCUUUAGAUAAUUAAAUGUCCAACUAAACUAAUUGUUCAUAGUUUAAACACACACACACACACACACACACACACACACACACACACACACACACACACACACACACACACACACACAAACUGUAAUAACAUUAAAAAAAGAAAUGUAAAUUGAGAGAAUUUUAUUAAAAGAAAGCUGCAAGUAAGUGUUGUAAAUAUAGAACAUGAAACUUUCUUAUCAUCUGGUAUAUAAAAUGGAACUAGCUCAGUGAUUUUAUUGUAAAGAGCAAAGAAAUCUCAUUAAUUAUAAUUAAAAGCUAAAAUCUGGACUAAAAUAUAUGAUAAAGUUAUUGUUGCUCUUCAUUGGAAGUGUUGUGCCGUGGUGAUUAGGUCAUUAGUUAGGUAUGACUGCUGUAGUUGUUAAUACCUCAGGUGUUUUUAAGGAACUGGAAGCAACUAAGCAAGCUCCUGAGAAUGUGUUGAAGUGCCUUAUGUUAAGUACUACCAGCAGAGUAAAGAUCUUAUAGUACCUACAAACCUUUAGAGUUUAGGAUUUUUUUUUUUUUUUAUUUAUUUUUUUUUUUAUAAGUUUACACAGUUUUCCAUUUAUUAAGAGAAUUAACUUUUACCAGAAAUUGCUUAACCAUGUUAUACAGUAAUUUUUCCCAUGAAUUAAUAUAUUUUAUGUUAACAAUAAGAAAAAGAAAGAUAAAUUGAAAGCUAGUAAUGCUGAAAGACACUCAUGUUUUGUAUAAUUACAAGAUCAUUGUAAUAAUACCUUGGUAAUUGUGCGAUGAUUGGGGUUCUUCUUAGGCUGUGCUGUCCAACUAUGUGUGGUCAUGUGUGACUUAUGGAGCACUGAUACCAAAGCCAGAUUUCAUCCGGAGAUAGAGAUGAAAAGGUGAUGUGGUGGAUCACAUCAUCACAAAAAUAACCACUCACAAAGCAUAACAUAGAAUUUAGGUCAUCACAGAGUUGACAAGAGUAAAUGACAACAAAUCCAUAUACAGGUAUGCGUUGAAUGACUAUAACCCCACUCAAAAAAGGUAACAUGUAGUCUGAUUCAAUUUCAAAACUUUACAUACAUGAGCUAUGUAACAAACAGUUCCAAAAAAAACUAGGGACAUGAGUUGGAAUGGGACGGGCAGGCAUGCAUACCCACACAUAGUUGGACAGCACAGCCCAGGAGAAACCCUGAUCAUCGUACACUUACCAAGGAAAGUUAUGAUGAUCUUACAAUUCCUCAUCAGGUAUGCGUCCAACAGCAUGACAUCAUGCAUGACUGUUCAUAGCCUCAUCCCCAACAUAACAAAAAGGUUGAAACACUGAAUGUGCAUACAUACAUGUCUAUGCAAUAAACAAUAAACAGCGAGAUAUAAGAAACAAA
Portunus trituberculatus (swimming crab) is the source of this 6564-nucleotide messenger RNA. It is a transcript of the gene Ac13E, whose product is annotated as adenylate cyclase type 9-like. Gene Ontology annotation, biological process: adenylate cyclase-activating G protein-coupled receptor signaling pathway; cyclic nucleotide biosynthetic process; intracellular signal transduction. Gene Ontology annotation, molecular function: adenylate cyclase activity. The transcript is spliced from 13 exons. NCBI's taxonomy places the organism in Eukaryota, Metazoa, Arthropoda, Malacostraca, Decapoda, Portunidae. The record is from RefSeq and is a predicted model, not a curated record. The coding region runs from base 206 to 3619 and encodes 1137 amino acids.